AAUCCUCAACGCGUCAACCCCUUCAAAUCCGGCGAAGCCUGCCGCUCCCUCGCCAAGAACACCGGCCGCCAUUGAAGAUAGCUUGGACGAAGAAGUGAUGGAUAAAGUUCUACAUGCUGCAUCAACAGAGUCAAAAGAUUUGACGUCACAUCUCUUAGCCAAGCUCAAGCACUGGAAAUGGUGGCUACUUGUGGUCCUCAACAUCUUCUUCCUCCUCGUUGGUCAGACCGUCGCCACCCUUCUUGCCCGCUUCUACUACGACCAGGGAGGGAACAGCAAAUGGCUUUCCACACUCGUUCAAACUGCCCUUUUUCCUCUUCUAUACAUAUUUUUCAUCUUCUUCCCCACCACCACCACCUCCUCCUUCUCCUCCCCCUCCCCCAACACCAUCUCCGGCCCAUCAACCCGAAAGCUCGCCCUCAUCUACACCGCUCUCGGCCUCCUCAUCGCUGCCAACAAUCUCAUGUAUUCCUAUGGCCUCCUCUACCUACCUGUCUCCACCUACUCACUCAUUUGUGCUUCACAACUCGCCUUCAACGCCAUCUUCUCCUAUUUCAUAAACUCACAAAAGUUCACCCCCUUAAUCUUUAACUCCGUCGUCCUCCUCAGCUUCUCCUCUGCACUUCUUGGCCUCGACAAGGACUCCUCUGGCGAUUCCUCAACCAUUCCCAGAGGAAAGUUCAUACUUGGAUUCAUACUGACAGUGGGAGCAUCUGCAAGCUUCUCAUUAAUCCUCUCCUUGAUGCAGCUCACCUUUGAGAAAGUUCUAAAGAAGGAGACUUUUGCAGUCGUUCUGGAAAUGCAGAUUUACACAGCAUUCGUGGCUUCAUGCGCUGCGGUCGUCGGGCUUUUCGCCAGCGGGGAGUGGAAGCAAUUGGCCGAUGAGUACGAAGGAUUUCUCAAGGGAAAGGCUUCUUAUGUGGCUACUGUGGUGGGGGUGGGAGUGGCAUGGCAGGUUGCUUCUGUCGGCGUCGUUGGCUUGAUCUUCGUGGUGUCGUCCCUGUUCUCCAACACCAUUAGCACGCUUGCUCUGCCGGUCAUUCCCGUUUUUGCGGUGAUCUUCUUCCAUGAUAAGAUGGAUGGAGUGAAGGUGAUGGCCAUGUUGAUUGCAAUUUGGGGCUUUUUGUCAUAUUUAUAUCAGAAUUAUGUUGAUGAUUCAGCAGCCAAGAGGGCAGUGAGGGAGGAAGAAGGAGAGAGCUUUGAUACUUCCGUUCCUUGAAGAUUGAUCUGCUUCAGGCAAUUUAGUUGAGUGUAUUUUUUGCUGUGUUGAAAGUGCAAGUUUGAAGGUUCUGGUCUUUAGGGGAACUAAAAUGAAGAAAGUUCUGCAGUCUUUGUUUGUUUUUGUUUGAUACGUGAUUUGAAGUAAUAUUGAUUGGACUAUUUUAUUUUUUUUCCUUUUAAGUAAUAUUAUUUUGAUCUCGUAAGAACAUAAUUUCAGUAUGCGUUCGAAUAUACGUGC
Phalaenopsis equestris is the source of this 1459-nucleotide messenger RNA. RefSeq names its product probable purine permease 11. Gene Ontology annotation, molecular function: purine nucleoside transmembrane transporter activity. Bases 98 to 1219 code for a protein of 373 amino acids. The record is from RefSeq and is a predicted model, not a curated record. Lineage: Eukaryota; Viridiplantae; Streptophyta; Magnoliopsida; Asparagales; Orchidaceae. The transcript is spliced from 2 exons. Gene Ontology annotation, cellular component: membrane.